This is a messenger RNA of Neocloeon triangulifer, 2388 nucleotides long. RefSeq lists its product as uncharacterized. The transcript is spliced from 2 exons. Lineage: Eukaryota; Metazoa; Arthropoda; Insecta; Ephemeroptera; Baetidae. Bases 136 to 1668 code for a protein of 510 amino acids. The record is from RefSeq and is a predicted model, not a curated record.
CGGACUGACUGGCUGCCGAGGCACCAGCAGAGCAGCGGCAGCGGCAGGCUCACCUCGCGCCGAUGGUUUCAGGGGCGCUCUGCUAUAAAUGCCCUGAUCCUCCCCGCCUCGCGACACUACUUCUUUGACCACACCAUGUUUCGCCACGCGCUGCUCCUCGUUCACCUUGUAAGCAGCGCAUACUCCACACCCACCUACUAUGACAGCGCUUAUCACCACCCUGCCGUGUUCUACUUUCAACCGCCCUCCCCUUAUUUCCGUUCUCCGUUCCACCCUUACGUGCCCACCCCAAGUUACUAUGCACCCCAGUCCUACCCUGCCUAUCACCAAACCGUGACCCCCGGCUCGGAUGUGGUCGCCAAACCCACCCUGAGAAGCAACUACCUGCGAAACGAAGUCUCAGAUGACGCCACCGUCGUUGAAGCCGCCCCUGCACCCCCAUCGGGGUCCAUCAACCCCAAAUAUGUGCUCGACGCCUCCCAAAUCGCACCUGGACUGAUUUAUAGAACCUCCCCUGACGUGGUGUCCCACGGCGUCCACCUCGGCAACGUCUACCCUCCUCAGGAGGGAUACUCUCAGGACGGAUUCGCCAACGAUGCCCCACCUUCAACCUUCACCCAGGGUCCUCACCCUGGAUCCUACACAUCCGUUUCCUCUGACGAAGAGUCUGAAGGGACUCUUUUCCAGUCUCAGGACGGAAACGGAAACAUCCUCUUCGGCUACAGCAGUCCUCAGCAGGCCCGUCUCGAGGCCAGAUCUCUGGACGGCUCCGUUCGAGGCUCCUACAGCUACAUCGACCCUGAAGGUAAAACCGUUAAGGUCAGGUACUCGGCCGGCAGGGACGGAUUCCAAGUUUUUGACGAAGACGAGGCCUUCAGUGUCAUUCCCAAACAGGUCAAGGACACGCCAGAAGUGGAGGCCGCCAAGUCUCUGCACGCCCGUCUCUAUCAGCAGGCCAAGUGGCUGGCCGAGCAGCCUGAAUCCUACGAAGACCCUCUCCAGGUCGUUCAUCCCGUGCCCUUGCCCGUCCAGCCAGUUCAACCCGCCCAACCUGAGAAGCAGGAUGAAGCUCAGGAGCAGUACAACGACCCUGACGACAAAAUCCACCCUCCGGACAGCAUCUACACCGUGAGCGAGGGCGUCAAGGGGGUGGAGGAGGACCUCGAGUACUACGGCGCCGCCAAGGGCACUGUGCCCAUGACCUAUGCGUCCAGGUUCAACACUUAUGGCACGCCCUUGAGCGAGCAGCAGCACCUGAGGAGGGCUGCCGGGGCCCCCGCGCCCCUGCUCUCGGCGUACUCGGCCCCGAGUUUGCGUGAGCUGCAGCACCUGCACCGCGCAGGCAAGAGUCUCAAGUCGGAGGAGAGGAAUCCCGUUCCCUUGGGCGCUUUCCCGUCGUCGUACGGUGGGCAAACGGUGCCGGUGUUUGUGGGUGUGGCACCUCAAUCGGACGAGAUCGCGAGCACCAGAUCGGCGCUGGUCCCUCUGCCCGUGCACGCAGAGCCGCCGAAUAAUAAAGAGCAGCAGGCGAUCCCGCCAGCCUCGAUCUCGCAGAAGGCGAAUUUCUUUGGAGCCGUGCCAGUGGCCGCCGUGCAUGACACGCAAGUUUCGCCCCAACAAAGGGUGUCCGACCACCAGACCAAGCCCGUCUAUGUCGAGGCCAACUGAUUAAUAGUGCUCAAUUGCAAAAUCGAUGAAAAAAAAUGGCUGAUUUCUAAGUGAAUCUGAGACGAGUGCAUUUUUUUUAUUACAUAAAAAUUAUGUUGAAAUCUGAUACGCUCUGAAGGUGAAUAAAUUAAAUGCACGUUUUUAUUAUUAUGCAGACAUUAAUCGGCCAUUUUUUACUGCGGACACUAAUUGGAUGACGACUUGAAUCGAGUACAAAAAGCACACGCAGAUUCCUUCUUGCCAUACUUAAGCACACACACACAAGUGAUUACGAAAAAAAGACUUUAUAAAAUGUGGGAAAAAAUUAUGGCACGUUAUAGUUUUAAAUAAAUAUAAGCAGGGCGUGUUAGUGCUGCGGGGAUUUUGUAAUGGACUCUUUUAAAAUUAAAAAGUGAGCGGUGUUUAUGCAUAUCUUUAUAAACGUAGCGGAAAACUGACCGAGCGAUCCUGAGGUUGCACUCGAUUGAGAGAAGAUUGUUUUUCCUGCACGCAACGAAUGAUACUCGACACCUCUCACGCUUCGGAGUUUGGUAUCAACGCUUUAAUAGCAAGACGACGCACGAUUUUGUGCAGGACUUUUUACAAGUGCAAAAAAAUUCGCGGAUCAAUUAAUUUAAACGGGACACAGCAGGAGACCUAGAAAAUAAAAAUAUUGUCACGCUGAAUGUAGCAAAAACUCUCAAACUAAUAAAUUAAAUGACGAUAAAAAUCUAAAUUAUG